Molecule: messenger RNA, 1137 nt
Organism: Plasmodium adleri (nom. inval.)
Lineage: Eukaryota; Apicomplexa; Aconoidasida; Haemosporida; Plasmodiidae
Product: proliferation-associated protein 2g4, putative
Exons: 2
Coding region: 1-1137 (378 amino acids)
Source: RefSeq, a predicted model, not a curated record
AUGGAACCAACAACUGAAACAAAAACCGAAGAAAUUGAUUUAGAAAAAUAUACUCAUUCCGGUUUAAUUGCCAAUAGCACUUUAAAGAAAGUUAUAGAAAAAUGUGUACAUGGAGCAAAAAUUGGAGAAUUAUGUGAGUAUGGUGAGAAAUUUAUGAAGGAUGAAUUAGAUAAGGUAUAUACAAAAAAAGAGAAAGGAAAUAAAGUUGAAAAAGGAAUAAGUUUUCCAGUAACAAUUAAUGUAAAUGAAAUUUGUAAUAAUUACGCACCUUCUUCAGAUUGUGAAGAAACAAUUAAGAAUGGUGAUGUAGUAAAGAUUAGCUUAGGAUGUCAUAUUGAUGGUCAUAUUAGUAUCGUUGGUCAUACGGUUUAUAUUGGUGGAGAAAAUGAAUCUAUAGAAGGUGUUAAAGGAGAAGUAUUAAAGAGUGCUCAUGUUUUAUCACAGUUAUUUUUAAAGAGUUUAAAAGUUGGUAUUAAUGCAAGUGAUAUAACAAGAAAUAUUCAGAAAGGUUGUGAAGAAUUAAAAUGUAAUGUUAUAUCAAAUUGUGUUACUUAUCAAAUUAAGAAAUAUAUUUUAGAAGGAAGCAAAUUUAUAUUUUUAAAAGAGAAUCUUGAAAAUAGAAUUGAUGAUUUCCAAAUUGAAGCAGAUGAUAUUUAUAUUAUUGAUGUUAUGGUUACUAGUGGUGAUGGUAAAAUUAAAGAAAGUGAUAAUAAAACAACCAUAUAUAAAAGAGAAGUACAAAAAAAUUAUCAAUUAAAAACUAAUUUAGGUAGAUCUUUUAUAAAUGAACUCAACAAAAAAUUCCCUGUUUUACCAUUUCAUGUAAAACACUUAGAAGAUCAAAGAGCUGCUUUAAUAGGUAUUCCAGAAGCUUUAAGACAUAAUUUGAUAAAACCUUAUACUGUUUACACAGAAAAGAAAAAAGAAGUUGUUGCUGGAUUCAAAUAUACAGUUAUGGUUAAAGAAGAUGGAGUUAAACAGUUUACUGGUAUUAAAUUCGCGCAAUUAAAUAACUGUAAAACUUGUAACUCCAUACAAGAUGAAUCAUUAAAAAAUAUUUUAAGUUUAUCCUUAUCUGGAAAAAAAAAAAAAAAUAAAGCAAAAAAUAAUGAAGAAGCAGGUAAUCAAGAAAAUUAA